AUGGCUCAAAAGGCCAUCUGUGAUAUUUUGGACAAUUCCUAUUCAAUUCUUGAUGAAGUCAAAGACUACUGUGUCAGUAACCUUAAGGGUCGCCAGAACGGCAGAAAACACAUUAAAUAUUUCACCAAACAAAUUGCUAAAGUCAUCACCAUGGCUAAAGCCACUUUACGCGAACACACAUUUUCCAAGGUAAUGGAAGAAAAACUGGCUCUCUUGCUCACCAGGGAAGACCUACUCCAAAUCGUAUCCUCUGAAGCAGAAAAAACCAAGAAGAUUCUAGCAGAUCUCAAACAGGCAAAAGAGCAACGUGAGGCUGCUCCCAACCAUUCGUACAGCACCAUCCUAAAAUCCAGCCUUACCAUUAAUCCCUCCCAAAGAAAUAAAACAACUAAACAAAAUAAAGAUGACCUUCUGAUAAAUCAAAAGAACAAAGAUAAGAGCAGCGACAACACCCGAAAAAUCAUCCAGCGAAAAAUACAACCAUCCAAACUGGGAAUUGGGGUUCAGCGCAUGAGGCAUAUAGGCUCCGGAGAGAUAGCCAUAGACUUGGACAACAAACAAGAUAUCGAAAAACUUGAGAAAACAAUAGAAGAAAAUAUUCCAGAAUUACACACAGGAAGGCCCAGAAAAAGGUACCCACACAUCAUCAUCUACUCCGUGAACAGACACAUAGACCGCAAUGAUCUAUCCAACAUGAUUUAUGAGCAAAACAGUGUAAUAAAUUACAACUACGGCGCUGAAGAACUUAGUGAACACUUCAAGAUUAAGUUCAAUGUUGGAAACCGUGAGGGUCAAUACUGUAACUGGGUUGUGGAGGUGACUCCAAAACUGAGACAGCAACUUCUUGUCGCAGAAAAACCAAACGUAGAAUGGUCACGCUGCAGAGUGGCCGACUUUGUUCCUAUUCUACAAUGUUAUAAAUGCUGCAGAUACGGGCGCUCAACAAAGAGCUGUGCACACGAAACACCCAUCUGUAGCCACUGUGCCGAAGAACACACAUACAGAGAGUGUCCAAACCGAAAUAAUACCCCAAAAUGCAUAAAUUUUCAUUAUGAAAAAGCUAACAAAACCUCAGAUAACGCAUGGGAUGGUUCCUGUCCUGUUUUCCAGCAUGUCAAAAAUAACAUCAUCGACUGCACUUAUUAUGGGUCCUAA
This is a messenger RNA of Centruroides sculpturatus (bark scorpion), 1155 nucleotides long. RefSeq lists its product as uncharacterized. The coding region runs from base 1 to 1155 and encodes 384 amino acids. Lineage: Eukaryota; Metazoa; Arthropoda; Arachnida; Scorpiones; Buthidae. The transcript has a single exon. The record is from RefSeq and is a predicted model, not a curated record.